Molecule: messenger RNA, 1157 nt
Organism: Macroventuria anomochaeta
Lineage: Eukaryota; Fungi; Ascomycota; Dothideomycetes; Pleosporales; Didymellaceae
Exons: 2
Biological process (GO): regulation of transcription by RNA polymerase II
Molecular function (GO): DNA-binding transcription factor activity, RNA polymerase II-specific; RNA polymerase II cis-regulatory region sequence-specific DNA binding
Source: RefSeq, a predicted model, not a curated record
UCGAUUCGAUAUUUGCCAGUCCUUUUGUCUCACAAAUUUCGUUGGCCAGCACAUCACGUCUUUUCCAUCGAUAUUCCACACUGCCCACUGGGCAGACAGCGCAACAGUGAUGCCACUUUCGACUUCGCCCCGCCUUCUUCCCCCUGCUGAGAUAUCUGGAGAUAUCCGACCACAAGAGGGCCAGAAGGACUUCUUCUGCACCGAGCUCCCUGUUCGUCCUCAAGUCUCACCAACCUCCACAUCUCCUCAGCCCUACGGAGAGACAAUGUCUAUAACAACUGCCACCCGAGCAAUCGCACCCUCCGAUAACAACCACACACAGCAAGCACCCAUGAUUCUCGACCCUGAAUCGAUGCAGUGGUCAGCUCAAGGCCGCUACCCUCACAACAGCCUCGCCCAAGGUGCCUUCUGCACGCCCACCCUCUUCAACCCAGACUCCACCUGCAAUCGAUACCCUCUGCAAGCCCAGAAUGGCAUGUCAUACAAUGCCAACUCCGUCUACAGCUACCCAUCGCACUACAGCCCCAGCUGUCCUCGUGCCUACAAUGGCAUCGACUUCGCUGGACUCCCCAGCGACAUGACCGCCUCGUAUCCACCAGCAACAUUUUUCCACUCUCCACCGCACAUGCACUCCACCCCUUCGCUCCCCAACACCUCCACGCCAGAGCUCAUGCGACUCAGUGACGACUACGACCUCCACUACGCCAGCCACAUCAAGCAUGAGGACCAGAUCGACUACAAUAGCCCUUACUCGGAUAUGUCUCGUGCGUCCACUCCAUACUCUACAGGCCAUGAGGAAGACAACACGAUCGACAAGGAACAGCCUUAUGCACAGCUCAUCUACCGUGCCUUGCUCGAUGCACCAGACCACACCAUGGUUCUGCGCGACAUCUACGACUGGUUCAGGAGGUACACCGACAAGGCUGCUCACAGCGAGACGAAGGGGUGGCAGAACAGCAUCAGGCACAACCUCAGCAUGAACGGCGCCUUCGAGAAGGUAGAUUCUCCCGCCGACGCAACCACAAAAGGCUUCAUGUGGCGCCUCACCCCCGCGGCCCUACGCGAAGGCGUCAAGUCCACAACCCGCUACCGCAGUAAAGCAGCCAACAAGCGCUCCUCCAGCCGCACACAGCCCCUCCCCCAGCGUCAGGCCUCUG